Messenger RNA from Funneliformis mosseae, 177 nucleotides. The record is from the annotation of a GenBank genome assembly. NCBI's taxonomy places the organism in Eukaryota, Fungi, Glomeromycota, Glomeromycetes, Glomerales, Glomeraceae.
AUUGCAUUAAUAUUGAAUGGUGACAAAUCUAAUGCUGAAAGUAACAAUUCCAAUAACACAUUUAUUACGUAUGAAGAUCCAGUUUUAAUUACACCAAGGUUAGAUAAGGAAGAGAAGAAGUCCGAAUUUAUUUUAGAGUUUUCAACUAUUUCAUCUAUUCCAAAAUUAUUGAAAUGA